GUCGUAACACUUGGGUACUUUACAGUUCUCUCUCUGUUGUUGCGUUUAAAUAGUAGCCUAAAAACACAUCCCUGCUCCUGUCAGAAACCUUCGUUUGUAUGGAUUCGCUGUAAAAUAUUUCUUAAAAGUUAACAGAGUCGCUUAUUUUUGUUCGCCAAAAUGCCUGAGCUCAUAUCUGUGGAGGAGUUUAUCGCGGAGACUCUGGAGGACUACAGUUCUCCCACCACAUCAUCUUUCACUACAAAAAUGACAAGCUGUCGGAAUACAGUCAACAACAUCGAGGAGGCCUUGGAUUGUGACCGGAUGGUGUUGCAGAAAAUGAAGAAAGCUGCCAAAGCUAAGCAUGCCUCAGGUCAAGACCACAUAACACAUCUGGAGCUGUACAUCAACUCCAUGGAAAAGCUGGCUGUAAAUUUCCGGAAUAACGGAGAGCAGGAGGUGGCCUCUGCAUUUAAUAAGUUUGCUGAGUUUUCCAAAGAGCUGUUGACGCCAGUGAAGAACUUGUUAAAGAGCAUGCUGCACAACAUCAACUUCUUCCUGGACUCGCUGGUAAAAGGGGAUUUGAAAGAGGUUAAAGGUGACCUGAAGAAGCCGUUUGAUAAAGCAUGGAGGGAUUAUGAGAAUAAAUUCACUAAGAUAGAGAAAGAGAAGCGUGAGUUGGCGAAGCAGUAUGGCAUGGUGAGAACGGAGGUGAGUGGAGGAGAGAUCGCAGAAGAGCUGGAGAAAGAACGCAGGAUGUUCCAGCUGCAGAUGUGUGAGUACCUCAUCAAAGUGAAUGAAAUAAAAACCAAGAAAGGUGUGGACCUGCUGCAGAAUCUCAUCAAGCACUACCACUCUCAGUGCAAUUUCUUUCAGGAAUGUCUGGCUGCCACUGAGAAGCUGAAGCAGUACAUUGAUGCUCUAACUGGAGGACUCAGCGCUAUUAAGCACAGGCAGGAUGAAGAGAAGAGGCAGCUCUGUUCUCUGCGGGACCAGCUGAAACCUGCCCUACAACCUGAGCUUAAAGAGUCUAGGAGAGAUUCUUUAAGCAGGCAGACCGUGUACAGCAUGCACCAGCUUCAAGGCAACAAGCAAUACGGCACAGAGAAAUCAGGCUACCUCUACAAGAAGAGUGACGGGCUGAGAAAGAUGUGGCAGAAGAGGAAGUGCAGUGUGCACAACUGCUAUCUCACAAUCGCGCAUGGAACUCCAAAUAAACCUCCAGCCAAACUGAACCUCCUCACCUGCCAAGUCAAACCCAGUCUUGAGGACAAAAAAUGCUUUGACCUAAUUUCACAUAACCGCACAUAUCACUUUCUGGCUGAAGAUGAGCCUGACUGCAUGGCGUGGAUCUCUGUGCUGACUAACAGUAAGCAGGAGGCUCUGAAUGUGGCUCUAGAUGAGCGCAAGACAGGUGGUGAGAGCAGUGUGGAGGAUUUAACCCGCUCCAUCACUGAGGAUAUCCUCCGAAUGCCGGGGAAUAACGUGUGCUGUGACUGCAGAGCUCCAGAUCCUACAUGGAUCUCCACCAAUCUGGGCAUUCUGACAUGUAUUGAGUGUUCAGGGAUCCAUCGGGAGAUGGGCGUUCAUCACUCACGCAUUCAGUCCCUUUCUCUGGACAAACUGGGCACUUCUGAAUUGCUGUUGGCGAGGAAUGUGGGGAACUCAGGGUUUAAUGAAAUUGUUGAGGCCAGCCUCCCCAGUCCGUCUCUGAAGCCAUCUGCAGAAAGUGACAUGGCGGAACGUAAAGACUUUAUCUUAGCGAAGUAUCUGGAGUUACAGUUUGCUCAGCGUAGUGGCAGUUCUCCGGACACACUGCGACGCCGGCUGCAAGAGGCCGUGCACAGCCGGGACAUUUUCAGCCUGCUACAGCUUUACGCUGAAAAACUGGACCUGAGCCUGCCAUUGCCUGGCCUACUUCAGGAAAAGCGGGAGACAGCACUACACCUUGCUGUUUUAUUGGCUGACCGGACCUCCCUGCACAUGGUGGACUUCCUGGUACACAACUGUAAUAAUCUGGAUGCGCAGACAGUGCGGGGUAACACUGCACUGCAUUACUGCUGCCUGCACAAUAAAACUGAGUGCCUUAAGCUCCUGCUGAGGGCCAAGGCCAACACACAUAUCAAAAACGAAAAUGGAGAGACUGCUCUGGACAUCGCUCGAAGACUGAAGAACACGCACUGUGAGGAGCUGAUCCAGCAGUCUCAGAACAAUCAGUUCAACAUGCACAUCCAUGUGGAGUACGAGUGGAGACUGCGGCAGGACGAUUUGUAUGAGAGUGACGAUGAUCUGGAUGACAAGUCAGGUCCAGUGAAGAAGGACCGGUCAAGUAGGCCUUUCAGCCUUUACCACAGCGGAUCUCAGGAACGUGGUUCGGGGGGUAUAUUCAGCGUGGGCCGCCGGCUUGCUCUGGGGCGAGGCGAACACAAACGAGAAGCAUACUGCAGCCCCAGUCCUCAAACACGCAGCCUGGACAGUCCCCCACCUCCUCCACCAUCAUCUCCUGCACCACCACUGCCACCUAGAGCCCGUGCUCCGAAUGUUCCUCCCCCUCCUCCCCCAGUCAGUCCUCCAGAUGGGUGGACAGAGGUCAGCUUCAGUAAGAAGAGAACUCCUCCUCCUCCACUGGUGAUCCGACACAAGCGGACGUAUUCUGAGCCAUCUCCUCAGGUUCCUCUUAGUCCACACGGAGGCUUACGCCCAGGACAUGCUGAUUACGGUGUCCCAGCAAGUCCUCGAGGCUUCAGCAGUCAUGAUUCAUCUGUUCACAAGUGUGUCUCAGGGUCUCCCAAGUACACCAUGACAGCACUCAAUUCUUUGUCUGAGCUGCCCGAGCGAGGUGAGCACGCCAGGCCUUCAUUUAUUUCUGGUUUUCGAGCAGAUGGGGAGGGCAGCAGUUGUCACUUCCUGUAUCAGACUCCACAGGCAAGCAGUUCAGGCCGUCAUGCCCAGGCCCUGUCCCCCACUUCCCCUAGAUCUUUUAGCCUGGACUCCAAUGGCAGCUCUGUAUCUUCCUGCCCCAGCGCCCCACACCCACUGCCCAGACGCACUGUGAUAAAGCCAAAGCUUAAGAGAGUGAAGGCCAUGUAUGACUGUGUGGCUGAUCACCAUGAUGAGCUCACAUUCAAUGAGGGAGAGGUACUGGUGGUUCUGACAGAAGAAGACGCUGACUGGUGGCACGGCUACAUCGAGGGACAGCCAGAGAAGAAAGGCCUGUUUCCAGCCUCUUUCGUCUCAUUACUGUCCCAGUGACGCCGGACAAAGGAGUUUGAGACCAAGUGGAAGACGGUGGUAGCAGUCGGAGAAAGAAGCAUGAGAUGUCUUCUGCUCUUCUGGUCAUGUUAUGAAUAAUCAGUGCUACAAAGCAAGGCAGUGGACACAGAGAGCUCUACAGCACAGAGCAAGUCUUCACAACCUCUGUAACAGUCAGUGGUUGUUCAGGCCCUUCAGACACAAGAGAGCUGAAUAUGUCAUCAUGUACACUCUUAAAAAAUAAAGUUUCCAAAUAGGCUCCUUUGGAGCAGCGCUAUG
This is a messenger RNA of Pygocentrus nattereri (red-bellied piranha), 3510 nucleotides long. RefSeq names its product un-named sa1614. NCBI's taxonomy places the organism in Eukaryota, Metazoa, Chordata, Actinopteri, Characiformes, Serrasalmidae. Gene Ontology annotation, cellular component: cytoplasm. Gene Ontology annotation, biological process: positive regulation of GTPase activity. Gene Ontology annotation, molecular function: GTPase activator activity; protein binding. The coding region runs from base 160 to 3231 and encodes 1023 amino acids. The transcript is spliced from 29 exons. The record is from RefSeq and is a predicted model, not a curated record.